GCUUGGCAGGGCUGGGGGUUGGAUAUUGGUGUUGGUGGUCUAAUUAGUGAAGUCGAAACUGGAAAAGUGAAAUUUUCAAUCAAUGAGAGAAAGAAUGAAGCAGCGCAGGUACGCAAUGGUGUGCUCGUCAAACCAGAAUCGGAGUAUGGAGGCUCACUCGCUACUGAAGCGGCAGGGCUUCGACGUCUCCUCGUACGGCACCGGCGCUCACGUCAAGCUCCCAGGCCCUUCUCUCCGCGAGCCCAACGUCUACGACUUCGGCACUCCCUACAAGCACAUGCUCGACGAUCUCCGCCGCAAAGACCUCGAAUUGUACAAGAGAAAUGGGAUUCUGCCAAUGCUUAAGAGGAAUUCGUCGGUUAAAACGGCACCGCAGCGGUGGCAGGACAAUGCCGCCGAUGGUUCCUUUGAUGUGGUGUUCACGUUUGAGGAAAAGGUUUUUGAUAUGGUCAUUGAAGAUCUUAACACCCGCGAACAUGUACUCAUGAAAAGUGUGCUGAUAAUCAACUUGGAGGUGAAAGACAACCAUGAGGAAGCAGCAGUUGGAGCUAGGCUUGCUUUAGAACUAUGUCAAGAGAUUGAAGCGACUGAAUCAUGGGAGGAUUCAAUUGACGACAUUUUGACUGCUUUUGAAAAACAACAUCGGCGAAAAUUGUUGUAUAGUGUCUCCUUCUAUUGAAAUUGUGCCAUCACUGAAUUUGCAACGUCCGAUUCCAUUGAUGCUGAUAAUGUCUUUGUUAACCUCAGAAUCUCCCCCCACUGUAGUUUAAAGAUUACCUUAUGCCACAUUUCGUUGCGCUACAUUUUAAUUUAUAGUACAAUGUAACUUCUUUAAUAUGACGAGGUUCAAUGAGUUCUUCCAGCAAAAAGUAAAAAGACAUUCUUCUUAUUUUUACUUUUGUUAGAUAAACUGUAGACAUCCAUUUAAACGAAGUUGCUAUAUUUUGGUGACAGCAGAAUGCACGAAUAAUUUUGUCUACUUCCAAAAGGGCUUUCGUUGG
Morus notabilis is the source of this 1001-nucleotide messenger RNA. RefSeq names its product RNA polymerase II subunit A C-terminal domain phosphatase SSU72. The transcript is spliced from 4 exons. Lineage: Eukaryota; Viridiplantae; Streptophyta; Magnoliopsida; Rosales; Moraceae. Gene Ontology annotation, cellular component: mRNA cleavage and polyadenylation specificity factor complex; nucleus. The record is from RefSeq and is a predicted model, not a curated record. Gene Ontology annotation, biological process: termination of RNA polymerase II transcription. The coding region runs from base 83 to 679 and encodes 198 amino acids. Gene Ontology annotation, molecular function: RNA polymerase II CTD heptapeptide repeat phosphatase activity.